AUGUCGUCAAUUACAAUUGCUAGCCUGCCCAGGAUGGCACGGGAAACGCUCUCAUCCAUAAUCCAAACCCCAGCAGCAGCCAGCAAUCUUGCUAUCAUAGAUGUUCGAGAUUCCGACCAUGUCGGUGGUAACAUCGUCACCUCAAAAUGGAUCCCAAGUUCUUCAUUUGAUGUCCAUAUCCCAGAGCUUAUCCGGACACUCAGGGACAAGGAGAAAGUCGUCUUCCACUGUGCCCUGAGCCAGCAGCGUGGCCCGUCCGCUGCUCUGAAAUAUGCAAGAGAGCGAGCUAGGGUUCUAGACGAUGAAGAAUGCGCUAGGCAGACCGUUUUUAUACUGGAUGGGGGCUUCGUCAAGUGGCAGGAGAUAUUUGGCAAUGACCCGAAGCUCACAAAUGACUACGUUAAAGAUAUCUGGGACGAGUAUUGA
Molecule: messenger RNA, 426 nt
Organism: Microsporum canis CBS 113480
Lineage: Eukaryota; Fungi; Ascomycota; Eurotiomycetes; Onygenales; Arthrodermataceae
Exons: 2
Coding region: 1-426 (141 amino acids)
Cellular component (GO): nucleus; cytoplasm
Molecular function (GO): protein tyrosine phosphatase activity
Source: RefSeq, a predicted model, not a curated record